AUGGCGCCUCCGAGCACGUACGUGUCAUCGGAGUCGUCGUGGUGGGGCGGCAAGGAGGAGCACGGCACGCCGGUGGUGGUGAAGAUGGACAACCCCUACUCCCUGGUGGAGAUCGACGGCCCCGGCAUGGACAGCGCCGAGAAGGCUCGACGCAAGAACGCCAAGCAGUUCAAGUGGGUGCUCCUCCUGCGCGCGCACCGCGCCGUCGGGUGCGUGGCCUGGAUCGCCGGAGGGUUCUGGGGCCUGAUGGGCGCCGUGAACCGCCGCGUGCGACGGAGCCGCGACGCCGACGCGGAGCCCGACGCCGAGGCCUCGGGCCGCGGCCGCCACAUGCUCCGCUUCCUCCGCGCGUUCCUGCUGCUCUCCCUCGCCAUGCUCGCCUUCGAGACGGUGGCCUACCUGAAAGGGUGGCACUUCCCGCGGAACCUGCCGGAGGAGUACCUCCGCCAGCUCCCCGAGCACGUCCUGCUGAACCUUCCGGAGCACCUCCGGCACCUGCCGGAGAACCUCCGCAUGCCGGAGAGGAAGGAGAUCCAGGGGUUGCUCCACGGCGCGUACGUGGCGUGGCUCGACUUCCGCAUCGACUACAUCGCGUGGGCCAUCCAGAAGCUCUCGGGCUUCUGCAUCGUCCUCUUCAUGGUGCAGUCUGUGGACCGCAUCGUCAUGUGCCUCGGCUGCUUCUGGAUCAAGAUCCGCGGCCUCAAGCCGCGCCUCCCGGCCGCCUCCACCAAGGCCCUCAGCAAGAACGCCGACGACCUCGAGGACGGUGACGCCGAUGACCUCGACGCCUACUACCCCAUGGUCCUCGUCCAGAUGCCAAUGUGCAACGAAAAAGAGGUGUACGAGACGUCGAUCUCGCACGUGUGCCAGAUCGACUGGCCACGGGAUCGGAUGCUGAUCCAGGUGCUGGACGACUCGGACGACGUGACGUGCCAGAUGCUGAUCAAGGCGGAAGUCACCAAGUGGAGCCAGAAGGGGGUGAACAUUAUCUACCGCCAUCGACUGUCGCGCACCGGGUACAAGGCCGGAAACCUCAAGUCCGCCAUGGCCUGCGAGUACGUCAAGGACUAUGAGUUCGUCGCCCUCUUUGACGCUGACUUCCAGCCCAACCCGGACUUCCUCAAGCUCACUGUCCCACACUUCAAGGGAAACCCGGAGCUUGCGCUGGUGCAGGCGCGUUGGAUCUUCGUGAACAAGGACGAGAACCUGCUGACCCGGCUGCAGAACAUCAACCUGUGCUUCCACUUCGAGGUCGAGCAGCAGGUCAACGGCGUCUACCUCAACUUCUUCGGCUUCAAUGGCACCGCCGGCGUCUGGCGCAUCGAGGCCCUCGAGGACUCCGGCGGUUGGAUGGACCGCACCACCGUCGAAGACAUGGAUAUCGCCGUGCGCGCUCACCUCCAAGGAUGGAAGUUCAUCUACCUCAACGACGUCAAGGUGCUCUGCGAGCUGCCGGAGUCGUACACGGCUUACCGGAAGCAGCAGCACCGGUGGCACUCCGGCCCAAUGCAGCUCUUCCGCGUCUGCCUCCCGGCCAUCUUCAAGUCCAAGAUCCCGUUCUGGAAGAAGGCGAAUCUGGUGAUGCUCUUCUUCCUUCUGAGGAAGAUGAUCCUGCCCUUCUACUCCUUCACGCUCUUCUGCGUGAUCCUGCCGCUCACCAUGUUCGUGCCGGAGGCGCAGCUUCCCGUGUGGGUGAUCUGCUACGUGCCCAUGAUCAUGUCGGUGCUCAACAUCCUGCCGGCGCCCAAGUCCGUGCCCUUCAUCAUCCCGUACCUCCUCUUCGAGAACACCAUGUCCGUCACCAAGUUCAACGCCAUGGUGUCUGGGCUGUUCCAGAUGGGGAGCUCCUACGAGUGGGUUGUCACCAAGAAGGCCGGCAGGACCUCGUCGGAGUCCGACAUGUUCGCGCUGGCGGAGGAGGCCGACACCCUCGCCAGGCCAGCUGGAGCCAAGCUCGUCCGCGGAGUGUCCGAAGGCGGGCUCGAGGCGUGGGCCAAGAUGCACGAGCACGACAAGAAGGACCUGCAGCUGCAGCAGGCCGACGCGCAGGAGGAGGAGGCCAAGUCGCCGCCGGCCAAGAAGAUCAGCAAGCAGCCCAAGGCGCCGAACCGGAUCUUCAAGAAGGAGCUGGCACUGGCCUCCCUCCUACUCAUCGCCGCCACGCGCAGCCUGCUCUCGGCUCAGGGGCUGCACUUCUACUUCCUGCUCUUCCAGGGCGUCACGUUCCUCGCCGUCGGCCUCGACCUCAUCGGCGAGCAGGUCAGCUAG
Lolium rigidum is the source of this 2268-nucleotide messenger RNA. RefSeq names its product probable xyloglucan glycosyltransferase 3. The record is from RefSeq and is a predicted model, not a curated record. Lineage: Eukaryota; Viridiplantae; Streptophyta; Magnoliopsida; Poales; Poaceae. The transcript is spliced from 5 exons. Gene Ontology annotation, molecular function: glycosyltransferase activity. Gene Ontology annotation, cellular component: Golgi apparatus. The coding region runs from base 1 to 2268 and encodes 755 amino acids.